AUGUCCAACGAGGGCGCUUAUUUGUCAUUCAAACGUGCCUUUGAUGAGCAACGUUGUGAAAUACAGCGUCUAUAUGACCGUGUGGCAAAGCUUGAAGAGGCCAACUCCAAGGUUCUGACAUAUGUGAAACAGACGGGCAACCUUCCUUUGUUAGAUGGCGGAACGAUAAAAUGUCAAGUAACACCUGACGCGCAUCGGCAGUCAAAUGAUGUAUCACAAAACAGUGCCACUGAUGAGAAUUCAAACCUUUCUUCAAAAAGUGUGUUCCACUCAGCUCGAAUGUCAGAAAGGUGUGGAACGCCGGAAAUAUCAGCUAUCGUUGGGCAACAGACGAAGGAGGUUGAAAGAGCUCUGAACAGUCUUGAUCUGGAACCUGUAAAACGUAUGCAAAUACUUAACCAGAUACAGUCCAAUCUGUCUGCUAUACUGUACUCGCAACUGGCAUCGUCGGAUAUAGGAUCUGGAGCAUCGCCAAACGCUCUUGACAUCAAUACUUCCAACCCCUCCUAUCAUACGCCAUUUAUGAACGGCUCCACCGCUCUUUCUUGGGGUGAUGANGGCUCCACCUCUCUUUCUUGGGGUGAUGAAGUGACUAUCACGGGCAUGCAGCCCCCCAUCAAAUCACCCGGUCCUGUUGCUGAACACCGUCCGAACUCGAGCCGAGAUGUCAUUACAACAGAUCCUGCUGGUUCACGCACACCGGCCACUCCAACGCCACCACCGCUGCCAGCCCUGGUCUUGUACACAAGACGACUUAUUAAUAUUGUUUCGCAACUGCUAUUUUCCCAGGAUGUUCAAGAGAGACGUCGUCAAGAAUUACAUCGCACUAAUUUACGGAUGCAUACAGCCAUGCGCGAUCAAAACAGGGAGGCCACCGUAAACACAGAUAUGGCUGAGGAGCCUACACCAGUACCUGUCGGUCGCUCUUCCAUUGUACCUUUUCUACAAAAUCUUCCUGUGCCAUCUCCACGAACGAAAUCAACCUUUGGUUCUGUGCCUGGGUCGGGAGAUGAAACCCAUCCCAGUCCUGUAUCCACUCUGCGUGCGCUCAACGCUAAGGAAUAUACGGGCACAAAGGUAUCCAUGGCCUUCUGUUUUAAUGUUCCAAGUAUACUUUCCUCACAUUACAUCACCGGAAGCCAGUUCCUUCGUCUUGCCCACAAUAGCAUACGCUCUCUCCUAUUCAACAAAUCCUGGAACACCCGCGAAUUCAUUUGUCCGUGUAAAAGUGAAGCAACCUGUCCUCUGAAUCCAGCCAAGCGGUGUCGUUUUGCUAACGAUAGUCGUGUCGCCCAUGGGUUUACGUUACUCGCUGCUGCUUUUCGUGGUCGUUUCAUUCGUCAGCUGCUUGCCACGCACAAAGUUUUCGAUUUAAUACGCACAGUAAAGGAUUCUGCAAAACUUGCCUUGUCUAUCCACGUGGAACGUGCAGCCUUGGGCUCAAAGAUCAACGAGCAAAAACCUUCCGAAUUUGGAUUACAGACGGACAGAUAUGAUCGCUUUUCAAAUGAAGAGCUGGCCCUAGAAUCCCGUCUACUCGCUCAGCUUCGAGGAGCACUCGUUCAAUUGCAUGAUAUUUUCUUUUCUUGGCCUCUAACUAGCCAGAUUGAGUUGCUGAACGUCUCACGUUCAUUGCCUCAACGCAGUAGACGCCCACUCGGCAAGUCCGGCAUUCCCCUGGAAGAUCAACAUUCUCCAGGUGCUAAGUCGGACUCAUUCGCAGACGACUGGACUGCACGAGAUCAUUGUGAUCAUCAACGAAAGCGAAAGCCCAGUGGGCUUCGAUGUUCCCAGAGCCAAAGCGAACCGGAGGAAAAUGGAAAAACUAGGCCACUCAGGGAGCUCCAGUUUGACCAAGUUAAUCGAUUCCGUACGCAGGUCGUGGCCAGAUCACCCAAAGACAGAACACAAGAAAAGCUACUCGAUCUCGGUGUCAAGCCUGGCUGCACUUGCCUACGACGACAAAUUGAUGGUGCCAGAGCAGCUGAAUCCGGGUCUAGACGAAACGCUCACCCCGGAACCAACCAGACAAUCCACUCAUUGCGCAACAAGCCAGCCGGACCAACCGAACACCACAGGCAGUGUUGGGGUUCAAGGCAGCCAGCCGACGCCGUUUCAAUACACUCCCGUUCGUCUGUACACUCCGCCCCCGCUGGAUCAUUUACCUCAAGGUACACCAGUUCCGAAUCCUCGGUCUCCUGCUCUGCAUCCACAACCCGGACACGCGUCCCUCUUUCAUCUUCACCAGGUGUUGCAACAUCUACUAGUGGAACGCCAAACUCUCAAUAUGUCAUCCGAAACUCUGGUCGCAUUUUGUCCACGUUUCAGUCGCAGUCAACAGCGAUCCACGCCAGUACGUCUACAAAAAGUAAAGCUCACUCGCCGCUCGGGAAGCGAGUCGAUUGUCGGGACCAUAAAAAGGCGUCCCUACUCGUGCAGGGUAGAUCCACUAAAAGUGAAACUCAGGUGGAUGACCAAGAAGCAAUUUGGGUCGAACAAUCACCAUGCCAGUUCACCAAAACUUCACAUGCCGCACCACUCACGCGAAAAGUCGCACUCCUUUCCAAGCUUGAGCGGAAUUCGGACGUCAAAGCUUCUACAGGCCCAGCACUUAGGACUGAUGGCUCCGUCCGUCAUGCAUCGGUUUUGCGUGCAGCAUCUGCUCGUCACAUGGCGCCGACAUUUUCAGGUAUCUUCAAAGCAAUCCUCAAGCCUCGACACCCAGUCUAUCUGGCCGCGUUCAACGUCCGCACUCUGAAGCAAGCAGGACAACAAGCUGCUCUUGCGCUCGCACUGGAGUCUCUUGGCACUGAUCUGUGCUGUGUCUUAGAAACGAGAAUUCAAGAUGCGAGCACAGUGGUUCAGCUAACUGCUCCGUCGGUCUUUACUCACUUCCGGCUGCACACCUCUGAUGAUCCAGAGGCUUCUGCGGCUGGUUGUGCAGGGGUUGGUAUCGUCACCGGGUGGAAGUAUCCUUGCCUAACUGGAUACCUGUUGGUAGUCGCCUCUGUGCGGUUCGUCUGGCAACGUUUGCCAUUCCAGCCGAACGUUGAUCGUCAACCCUUUAGUUUGGGUCAAGUCAGCGGUGGACUGGUGGAACGACCGAUGGUGCGGGCGGGAAAUGAAGGGAACAUCUCCGAACGAUCAAAUCAAUCGUCCAAUCACAAUCGAAGACCGAUUUCCGGACAGCUGGGCCAGCGACGCUUAGGCGUCACUGAUCCAGAAGCUACUGGGGGUUGGUAUCCUGUACGACGCCGGAUUGUCGCCUCAUAUUGUCCUAAUUCAUUUGCCGACACGGCCGAUUUCAUUCCUUACGAUUCCUCAACACGCUUGGAGCUUCAUCCGAACACACCCAGUAACCAUCAAUCGUACCAUCCGAGUGUCGCGAAUUCGAUAAACACACCAGACGUUUCUGGGGACGACUGCGUAGUUCCCGUUCGGCGUCUUAACCGCUGGGGAAAUGAGGAAGCUGAUAUCAAUUGCCAUUGAUGAACUUUUCACUAGUUCUCAUCAACGGCUGUUGUGUACAUAGAUGUAAGGGUAUUGGGCACCCCCUUCAAACCAUAGACUGCGGCUCAAUGGCUCCCGUUUAGACAGUGUAGACUGUACAUAGCUUCACUUCGCAGUCCAACCUGUAAACCUCUGCGCGUUUUCGAAUCCCUAUUCAUUCUCCCAUAGUGUGCUCAUAUUGCUUUUCUCUGCACAUAUCACUCAAGCAAAUAAUUCCUGGGGCAGUGACAGGCACAGUUUGCUCCAUGUAUUGUGUUUAAUCCCGGUGAAACAACCAACGACUGACCAGCA
Opisthorchis viverrini is the source of this 3801-nucleotide messenger RNA. RefSeq lists its product as hypothetical. Lineage: Eukaryota; Metazoa; Platyhelminthes; Trematoda; Opisthorchiida; Opisthorchiidae. Gene Ontology annotation, biological process: centriole replication; regulation of cytokinesis; centrosome duplication. The record is from RefSeq and is a predicted model, not a curated record. The transcript is spliced from 14 exons. Bases 1 to 3489 code for a protein of 1162 amino acids. Gene Ontology annotation, cellular component: centriole.